ACUCACACGCUAUAUAUACACCCCAACCUCUGUCCUUUGCAAAUCUUUGGUUCUUCGAGAGAGAGAGAGAGAGACAGAAGCACUGAGAGAUGGCCCGUACGAAGCAAACUGCUCGCAAGUCCACCGGAGGAAAGGCUCCAAGGAAGCAACUCGCUACCAAGGCUGCCCGUAAGUCUGCCCCCACCACCGGUGGUGUUAAGAAGCCCCAUCGUUACCGCCCUGGUACUGUUGCUCUUCGUGAAAUCCGUAAGUACCAGAAGAGUACCGAACUCCUGAUCAGGAAGCUUCCCUUCCAGAGGCUUGUCCGUGAAAUUGCACAGGACUUCAAGACCGAUCUGCGUUUCCAGAGCCAUGCAGUCCUGGCUCUUCAGGAGGCGGCCGAGGCCUACCUGGUAGGUCUGUUUGAGGACACCAACCUCUGUGCCAUCCAUGCCAAGCGGGUCACCAUCAUGCCGAAGGAUAUCCAGCUGGCUAGGAGGAUCAGGGGCGAGCGUGCCUAAGCGGAUGUGCCUCUAAUGGGGGAAACUGUGGCUGCGUGCGGUGGAGCGAAUUGAACAUGCUUUGGUGAUUGUGGAUGGGGAGGUGUCUUUGUUUUGUUCUCUCUGUUAAAAUUCUCUUAGUUAGUUUGAUGUAGUUCUAGUAUUGAGUUGUAGUUGAUAUGGAAUAUUGUUAACAGGCUACAAAGACCUUUUGUGUAAUGAUGCCUGCCUGGGAUUGGUGGUGUGCUAAUGGGGUGUUUUGUUUCUGGGAAUGGUGGAUCUUAAAGUGGUGUAUUGCUGUUAAUUUUGUUUUCUGUGGAUGUGUGCAGCCACAGUAAUGUGUUGGACAACCUUUAUUGCAUCUAAUCUAGUUUAGUUUGUUAUUCUUAGAA
Alnus glutinosa is the source of this 871-nucleotide messenger RNA. RefSeq names its product histone H3.3. Gene Ontology annotation, cellular component: nucleosome. Gene Ontology annotation, molecular function: structural constituent of chromatin; DNA binding; protein heterodimerization activity. The transcript has 5 exons. Lineage: Eukaryota; Viridiplantae; Streptophyta; Magnoliopsida; Fagales; Betulaceae. The record is from RefSeq and is a predicted model, not a curated record. The coding region runs from base 90 to 500 and encodes 136 amino acids.